Molecule: messenger RNA, 2069 nt
Organism: Manihot esculenta (cassava)
Lineage: Eukaryota; Viridiplantae; Streptophyta; Magnoliopsida; Malpighiales; Euphorbiaceae
Product: protein HOTHEAD
Exons: 6
Coding region: 229-1959 (576 amino acids)
Molecular function (GO): oxidoreductase activity, acting on CH-OH group of donors; flavin adenine dinucleotide binding
Source: RefSeq, a predicted model, not a curated record
GCAGCUACUUAAUUCUCUGCGCAGCUACCACACACAUUUUCUUCAUUUCUUGAAUCUUGGCGAUCAAGCGUAAUCAUUAUCACAAUUCCUUGGGCUUUUGUCGCCGACUAUAUCAGCAAGAACUCUUUGCACCCGCAGAACUUUUAGCCGUCGAGAUUGUUGAAGUCUCUACUUUAUCUAUAUAACCAAAGCUUCCAUCGGUUAUUCAACAAUUCAUCAUUUCCGAAAAUGGAUCUUGUUGGAUUGUGGAGAUUCUCCGCAGCUGCUUCUUUUAUUGCACUUGUCCUUUUUCAUGGCUUCUGUGCUUCUGCUAAAGACUACUCUUUCAUGCAUGAUGCAACUUCGGCUCCAGAAAUAUCCUACUAUGACUAUAUCAUUGUGGGUGGCGGAACCGCUGGAUGCCCUCUAGCCGCCACUCUCUCCCAAAACACCACAGUUUUGCUCCUUGAACGUGGCGGCUCUCCCUAUGGCAACCCUAACAUCACCAACUUAUCCAACUUUGGUGCUGCAUUAUCUGAUCUCUCCCCUACAUCCCCAUCUCAACGCUUCAUCUCUGAAGACGGCGUCAUCAAUGCCCGUGCACGGGUGCUGGGCGGCGGCAGUUGCAUCAAUGCAGGCUUCUACACUCGCGCUAGUACCGACUAUGUAAGGAACGUGGGUUGGGAUGGACGGCUAGUGAACGAGUCAUACCAGUGGGUGGAGCAACAAGUUGCUUUUCAGCCUGAAGUGGGGCAAUGGCAAUCAGCCGUUAGGGAUGGGCUGGUGGAGGUUGGGGUGGUGCCCAACAAUGGGUUCACUUACGACCAUAUUUAUGGGACUAAGGUUGGUGGGACAAUAUUCGAUCGAGAUGGGAAUAGACAUACUGCUGCGGAUUUAUUGGAACAUGCCAACCCAAGUGGACUUACCGUUCUUUUGCAUGCAACAGUACAUAAGAUUUUUUUUAGAAUUAAAGGAAAACCAAGGCCAGUGGCCCAUGGAGUGGCGUUUAGAGAUGCAUCAGGUGCUAAACACAGAGCUUAUUUAAAGAAAGGUUCCAAAAACGAAAUUAUCAUAUCAGCUGGUGCACUAGGAACUCCACAGCUCUUGAUGCUAAGUGGAGUGGGCCCCAAAGCCCAACUUCAGGCGCAUAAUAUUUCUGUUGUAUUGGAUCAGCCCAUGGUUGGACAACUCAUGUCUGAUAACCCCAUGAACGCCGUUUAUAUCCCAUCGCCGAUCCCCGUGGAGGUUUCGCUGAUUGAAGUCGUGGGCAUCACUCAGUUUGGAAGCUACAUUGAAGCUGCAAGUGGUGCAAAUUUCGCCGGUGUCUCUCGGAGAGACUUUGGGUUGUUUUCUCCUAAGAUUGGUCAGCUUUCAACUGUUCCACCAAAACAAAGGACCCCAGAAGCUAUAGCCAAAGCAAUUGAACUAAUGAACAAUCUCGACGAGGCAGCUUUUAGAGGAGGCUUCAUUAUCGAAAAAAUCAUGGGUCCAAUUUCCACUGGUCAUUUAGAGUUAAGAACUCGAAACCCUAGCGACAAUCCAUCUGUUACAUUCAACUAUUUUAAAGAACCCCAAGAUUUGCAAAAAUGUGUGCAGGGCAUUUCAGUCAUAGAGAACGUGAUUGAUUCCAAGCCUUUCUCCAAGUUUAAAUAUGAUGAUUUGUCAGUCCCACAACUGCUGAAUAUGACCGCAAGUUCCCCAGUAAAUUUGUUACCUAGACAUCAAAACACAUCAACGUCCCUGGAACAAUUUUGUAAGGACACAGUGAUGACGAUAUGGCAUUAUCAUGGAGGUUGCCAAGUAGGUAGCGUCGUUGACAGUAAUUACAAGGUUCUUGGAGUGGAUGCUCUGAGGGUUAUAGAUGGAUCCACAUUUAAUAACUCUCCUGGGACCAAUCCUCAAGCCACUUGCAUGAUGCUUGGAAGGUAUAUGGGAGCUAAAAUACUGCGUGAGAGGCUGGCAAGUGAAGGAUCAAAGUAGUUCAUCAAGAUUUAUUUCCUGUAUGUUUAAUUAAGAAUUUUUGUUGAUUGGGAAAUCGAUCCACGAAAUUUCAAAUUUGAAACUUUAAUUUCUUUUCAAGAGUUAUUCAA